Messenger RNA from Cryptomeria japonica (Japanese cedar), 492 nucleotides. RefSeq lists its product as uncharacterized. NCBI's taxonomy places the organism in Eukaryota, Viridiplantae, Streptophyta, Pinopsida, Cupressales, Cupressaceae. The record is from RefSeq and is a predicted model, not a curated record. The transcript has 3 exons. Bases 1 to 420 code for a protein of 139 amino acids.
AUGUUUCUUUGGCCUUUUGCAUUUUGCAUUUUGCAGGCUGCGCAUGGAGAUCACAGUGUUAAUGGCUACUGUCCUUCCAUGCGCAGCCUGCAAAAAUGCAAACAGAGAAAUGUGUACUCACUCAGAAUACUAAGAGAUUCAACCAGAGCUUUUCUUGGCCUUCUAUCGUUUAUUUGUGUAAAGUACUUUCAAGUUAAUAUAGAAAUCUAUGUAGUUAGGGUUAGUAGCGACCACCAGAGAAUAAUUGCAGAACUGGUGAUUAUGGUCUGGCAAUUCCUUGUAUUCUUGAUCUACUGUUGGAUUGUAGAUGGGGUGUAUUCUGGUGGUGACAAUGCAAUUAGAGUUUUUUAUGGUGAUAGUGGCUACUUCGUUGGAGGAUUUUCAUGUGAGAUGUGGAGUCUUUUUCUUUACCAUGCUUAGGGAAAGGAUCAUUAUAUAUUUUAAGGUGCGCAUUAGAUAUGUUUGAAAUAUAUCCUUCUAUUUCAAUGUCUC